AUGGAGAAGACCCGGGGCGUCGAGGAAGCUCCAUCUUCAGAACCUAUGGAGGAGGAAGAGGAAGAGGAGGACGAUUUGGAGCUCUUUGGUGGCUAUGACAGUUUCCGGAGCUAUAACAGCAGUGCGGGCAGCGAGAGCAGCUCCUAUCUGGAGGAGUCAAGUGAAGCAGAAAAUGAGGAUCGGGAAGCAGGGGAGCUGCCCACCUCUCCCCUGCAUUUGCUCAGCCCUGGGACUCCCCGCUCCUUGGAUGGCAGUGGUUCUGAGCCAGCUGUCUGUGAGAUGUGUGGUAUCGUGGGUACAAGGGAAGCCUUCUUCUCCAAGACUAAGAGAUUCUGCAGCGUCUCCUGUUCUAGGAGCUACUCCUCCAACUCCAAGAAAGCCAGUAUCUUGGCCAGAUUACAGGGAAAACCACCUACCAAGAAAGCCAAAGUCCUCCACAAGGCGGCCUGGUCUGCCAAAAUUGGAGCCUUCCUCCACUCCCAAGGGACAGGACAGCUGGCAGAUGGGACGCCAACUGGGCAAGAUGCGCUGGUCUUGGGUUUCGACUGGGGGAAGUUCCUGAAGGAUCACAGUUACAAAGCUGCUCCUGUCAGCUGUUUUAAGCAUGUCCCACUGUAUGACCAGUGGGAGGACGUGAUGAAGGGGAUGAAGGUGGAGGUGCUCAAUAGCGACGCUGUGCUCCCCAGCCGGGUGUACUGGAUUGCCUCUGUCAUUCAGGCCGCAGGGUACCGGGUGCUGCUCCGGUAUGAGGGCUUUGAGAAUGACGCCAGCCAUGACUUCUGGUGCAACCUGGGAACGGUGGAUGUCCACCCCAUUGGCUGGUGUGCCAUCAACAGCAAGAUCCUGGUGCCCCCGCGGACCAUCCAUGCCAAGUUCACCGACUGGAAGGGGUACCUCAUGAAACGGUUGGUGGGCUCCAGGACGCUUCCUGUGGAUUUCCAUAUCAAGAUGGUGGAGAGCAUGAAGUACCCUUUUCGGCAAGGCAUGCGGCUGGAGGUGGUGGACAAGGCCCAGGUGUCACGGACCCGCAUGGCCGUUGUGGACACAGUAAUUGGGGGUCGCCUUCGGCUCCUCUAUGAGGAUGGCGACAGCGAUGACGACUUCUGGUGCCACAUGUGGAGCCCCCUGAUCCACCCAGUGGGUUGGUCACGGCGCGUUGGCCAUGGCAUCAAGCUUUCAGAGAGGCGCAGUGACAUGGCCCACCAUCCCACCUUCCGGAAAAUCUACUGUGAUGCUGUUCCUUACCUGUUCAAGAAGGUUCGAGCUGUCUACACGGAAGGUGGUUGGUUUGAGGAAGGGAUGAAACUGGAAGCCAUUGACCCCCUGAAUCUGGGCAACAUCUGCGUGGCAACCAUCUGCAAGGUUCUCCUGGACGGCUACCUCAUGAUCUGUGUGGACGGGGGACCUUCCACAGAUGGCUCAGACUGGUUCUGUUACCAUGCCUCCUCCCACGCUAUCUUCCCAGCUACCUUCUGCCAAAAGAAUGACAUUGAGCUCACACCACCUAAAGGCUACGAAUCACACACUUUCAGCUGGGACACCUACUUGGAGAAGACCAAGUCAAAAGCAGCUCCAUCAAGACUCUUUAACAUGGACUGCCCCAACCACGGCUUCAAGGUGGGCAUGAAGCUGGAGGCCGUGGACCUGAUGGAACCCCGGCUCAUCUGCGUGGCCACGGUGAAGCGGGUGGUGCAUAGGCUCCUCAGCAUCCACUUUGACGGCUGGGACAGCGAAUACGACCAGUGGGUGGACUGUGAGUCUCCGGACAUCUACCCCGUCGGCUGGUGUGAGCUCACCGGCUACCAGCUCCAGCCACCAGUGGCCGCAGAGCCGACCACACCUCUGAAGGCCAAAGAGGCCACGAAGAAGAAAAAGAAACAGUUUGGGAAGAAAAGGAAAAGAAUACCACCGAGCAAGACCCGGCCCCUCAGACAGGGGUCCAAGAAGCCCCUGCUGGAGGACGACCUGCAGGCCGCCGAGAAGAUCUCAUCGGAGCCUGUUCCUGAAGAGAUCAUUGCUGUGCGUGUGAAGGAAGAGCAUCUAGACAUGGCCACACCUGACAAAGCCCCGAGUCCAGAGCUGCCUGUUCCCAUCGAGAACAUCAAACAGGAGACAGACGACUGA
Molecule: messenger RNA, 2124 nt
Organism: Puma concolor (puma)
Lineage: Eukaryota; Metazoa; Chordata; Mammalia; Carnivora; Felidae
Gene: L3MBTL2
Product: L3MBTL histone methyl-lysine binding protein 2
Biological process (GO): negative regulation of DNA-templated transcription
Cellular component (GO): nucleus
Molecular function (GO): chromatin binding; zinc ion binding
Source: RefSeq, a predicted model, not a curated record